AUUCGUUCGCAAGUUGAGGACGCUUCCGAGCACACAGCGGAUCGACAAUAUCGUUGACGCUGACCGCCUUUCGAAGCAGAACACGAGUUCCCUCUCGGUUCAAUCUCAAACAGAAAAGCCGUCGUGAUCGACAUGAAUACGAGUGUCAUCUUGCAAAAGCCUCUUGCCGAUUUUUCACGCGAUAAAUAUGUGCAACAGCCUGAGGCACGAAGAAACAUCGACACGUCUGACCUGCGCAAGACGCUGAUCCAUGUCCUGGCACCAGGACCGGCAGAUAUCCAGACGCUCUGCGAUCGGCUGAGGCUUCCAGAAAGCGCAAUCAAGAAGGAGCUUGAUAGCUCGCCGGAGAUUGCCAAGCUCCAAAGCGACAAGAAGACCUGGCAGCUGCGUAACGAUGCCUACCGUGAACUCGAUGCUAGAAGCUGGCCCUAUUACACCCCCGAAGAGCGAGAGCUUGCUCUCAAGGUCGCACAGCAGGCUCUGGCGAUUCGCCCGUCGCGGAUGGCUCCGGCGCCAGUAUCGGAGCCACCAGCCGUGGUACCGAAGCAGCCGGAUACCACUACCCUCCCAGCCAGAGUCUCCACGACCACAGCAGCCACUGCACGUACCGAGCCGCCCUUGCGCCCAUCGGCGCCGUCCUCUAUGAGCUCGAUUGCAACGAACAAAUCGGGAGCAAAAGGACGCACUGGGGGCGAACGGAUCAACAAAGACCCUAAGGGCAAUCCCGACAGCUCAUACUCGUCUCGCCUGGGGCCUCAAAGCGAGACCCAGCCGGGGCCAAGCAGUGGGUAUCGUCGUCAACAUCCAGCGCCGGUCGUGGGAGACAAGCCCCGUGAGAGCAUGAUCGGCCGAUACGAGGACGACAACGAGACCGGCAAGGGCGAAGCUAGACAUGUCAGACCAAACAGCCGACGGGCCACAACGACGACAGCAGCAACAGCAGCAACAACGGCGACAGCAACAACAGCAGCAACAACGGCAGCAGCAGCAACAACAACAGCUACAGCAGCAACAGCGACAGUUGCCUCGGUCACCAAACCCCCGUCUUCCGCUGGAUUCGAGGAGAUGUACCAGCAGCUCGAGGACCGGCAGCGCGAAUGCGACAGGCUCUAUUCUGUGUUUCAGAAGCUGCGACUGGUCGAGGCCACUGCCAGCGGAUCGCAGGACGAAAGCCAGAUACGCACGCGGCUGGUUGAGUUGGCCAGGGAUAUUGGCAUCGCAGUGAGCGAGGGGGCUCUAAUCCAUAGUGAGACGCAUCGCGAAGAUUUCAAGAGCCAGCUGGUUGACGUGCUCCGCAAGCAAGUCGAGCAGUACAAGAAGGCUCGACAGGAGGCCACGGCUCUGUACCAAGCGAUACAGGAGCGGUUUGCGACCGAGCCUUGCGGCGAGCCAGACCGGUCGUAGAUCGACGGUACGAGGCGAAUGCUGACCUACGAUGGCCGAUGGUGAUGCACGAUUGGUCGAUCGACAAAUUCAUCAAGUCGCACUCAAGUUGGCCGGACUAUGAAUAUAUUGCCUCCUGUCGGAGAUGACACGCACGAC
Polychytrium aggregatum is the source of this 1542-nucleotide messenger RNA. RefSeq lists its product as uncharacterized. The transcript has 4 exons. Lineage: Eukaryota; Fungi; Chytridiomycota; Chytridiomycetes; Polychytriales. Bases 133 to 1404 code for a protein of 423 amino acids. The record is from RefSeq and is a predicted model, not a curated record.